GUUUCUCAUUCCAUUUUUCAUACGUAACAGAACAGUUUAUUGCUUAUCCCUCCGUUUUCUCCAAAAUUCUCGGAUACAGAUCUGAGCGCUUUUCUUCGCCGGCGGCAUGAGGAAUUUCAACUUCUUCGAGAGAGCUUCGAGAGCUUACAAUGAACAUCCAACUCUCUUCAAACUCCUCGCCAUCUCCACAAUCGGAGUCAGUGGCGGGGGUAUUGUAUACGCUGAGGUAAAUACACCAAGCGGGGCAAAUGCUGUUGAACCUACCAAGAAGAAGAAGGUGGUUGUGCUUGGAACUGGUUGGGCAGGGAUGAGUUUCCUAAAGAGUCUGAAUAACCCCUCAUACGAGGUUGAAGUGGUGUCACCUCGUAAUUACUUUGCGUUCACUCCUUUGCUGCCAAGUGUUACAUGUGGUACAGUGGAAGGUCGCAGCAUUGUCGAGCCAAUUCGCAACAUUAUCAACAAGAAAAAAUUUGAUGCUCGUUACUGGGAGGCUGAAUGUUACAAGAUAGAUCAAGUGAAUAAGAAAGUCUACUGUCGUACUGCUGCUGACUUGAAUGGGAAGAGUGAAUUUUCUGUAGAUUAUGACUACCUUGUCAUAGCCAUGGGAGCCCGUGUUAACACAUUCAAUACUCCUGGUGUGGAGGAAAAUUGCCAUUUCUUGAAGGAAGUUGAAGAGGCUCAGGAUAUUCGUAGAAAUCUUAUUGAUUCCUUUGAGAAGGCAAGCCUUCCAAGUCUAAGUGAUGAGGACAGAAAGAGAAUGCUUCAUUUUGUGGUUGUUGGUGGUGGUCCAACCGGUGUUGAGUUUGCUGCACAACUUCACGAUUUUGUCAACGAGGAUUUAGCAAAACUAUAUCCUGCAGUCAAGGACCAUAUAAAGAUAACACUUCUGGAGGCAACAGACCAUAUUUUGAACAUGUUUGACAAAAGAAUUACAGCUUUUGCUGAAGAGAAGUUCAACAGAGAGGGUAUUGAUGUGAAAUUAGGCUCAAUGGUCACGAAGGUAACUGAUAAAGAUAUUUCUACAAAGGAAAGGGGUAGUGGUGAAAUCUCUUCCAUUCCAUAUGGAAUGUGUCUCUGGUCAACUGGUAUUGGCCCUCGUCCUGUCAUAAAGGAAUUCAUGCAGCAAAUUGGUCAGGGAAAUAGGCGGGCUUUAGCAACUGAUGAAUGGCUUCGAGUUGAAGGAUGUGAUAACAUCUAUGCACUUGGUGAUUGUGCAACAAUUAACCAGCGGAAAGUCAUGGAAGAUAUCUCUGUUAUUUUUAGCAAGGCAGACAAGGACAAGUCUGGAACACUCACAGUCAAAGAAUUCGAAGAAGUCAUUGCUGAUAUUUGUGAAAGAUAUCCUCAAGUCGAGCUUUAUCUGAAGAACAAGCAGAUGCUUAGCAUUGUUGACCUGGUGAAGGAGGCUAAAGGGAAUCCUGCUAAAGAAGAAACAAUUGAAGUGAACAUUGAAGAAUUUAAAUUGGCUCUCUCUCAAGUUGAUUCCCAGAUGAAGAAUCUCCCCGCAACAGCACAGGUUGCCAACCAGCAAGGUGCCUACCUUGCUAAAUGUUUUAACCGCAUGGAAGAAUGUGAAAAGAAUCCUGAAGGCCCUCUUAGAUUCAGAGGAGAGGGUCGUCAUCGCUUCCGUCCAUUUAGGUAUAGGCAUUUGGGACAAUUUGCUCCAUUGGGAGGGGAAGAAACAGCUGCACAACUCCCUUGGGAUUUUGUUUCUAUUGGUCACAGUUCCCAGUGGCUCUGGUACUCUGUCUAUGCAAGCAAGCAAGUAAGCUGGCGCACAAGGGCAUUGGUGGUAUCAGACUGGUUUAGGCGUUUCAUUUUCGGUAGGGAUACUAGUCGCAUCUAAAGCAGGCAGCCAUGGGUCUACCAACUUGCUACUUUUUUCGGAGUUAACAAGAAAAUUUCCACUUUGCCUAAUCUCGUUCAUUGAAUAAUGAGCAUGGGAGUCUCUUGGCAGUAAUUCCACUUCACUUGCCAGAACCUAAUCGCAUCAAUUAAUUUGAUUCUUUUUAGUUAAAAAGAAAUUACUACAUAAAGAUUUUUGUGCUGGUAUUCCAGAGAAUAUUGGGAGAUUGGUCCAUAAAAAAUUUUGUUGCUGAAAUUUUACUCGGGAACGGGAACAAAAGUUCAUGGUCACAGUUCUUUCAAGAAUGCAGUGCUGCAGACCUUUUUCUAUGCUUUUCAAGUUUUAACCUUGCGCAUGUGAUGGAAGAAUAUGAUGAUUGAUCCCAGCAUAAUGCUUUGCAUUUUAUACUCUUGUGGAUACCGUUCAUCGAAUGUAACAUAAACAAUUCUGGAGACAGCCCAAAAUCACUCAAUUGGGCUCUACCGGUAGGACUGGUCCGACUGGACAGCUCAAGGUGGGCCACAUUCUUAUUUUUAAGCUCUACCCUAUGGCAUAAUCAUUGGCACAUACAUUUUACUGAGAGUUUUAUAUUUUUAGUACAUUGUACUAUUGUAGUACACAAUAAUGCAAGAUAAGGAUG
Molecule: messenger RNA, 2486 nt
Organism: Rubroshorea leprosula
Lineage: Eukaryota; Viridiplantae; Streptophyta; Magnoliopsida; Malvales; Dipterocarpaceae
Source: the annotation of a GenBank genome assembly